AUGUUUGCACUUCAAUCAGCACAGAGUAUCUCCCCAGAGACGGACACGCAGUCUUCGAAUACAUCUACUCCGAAUAUCUUACCUUGUCGCAUACAUCAUGAUGGUCCUCUAGAAUCUCUUGAGCGCUACUGGAAGCCUCUGGUGGAUGAAAAUGGUAUCAUACUCCUCCACGAGUGCCUUGAAUUUAGGACUCUGCGCUCUGCGCUCUCAUGGAACAUUACUCGUUCUUUGCUGACACAUGUCAAUUACGAAGGAGAUGUUCAAACCGCGCACUUCAGAGGGCGAAAAUUACGCGCUCGUCGUGUUGCCAUUCCGGAGGGCUAUAAAGGUGUCGUCGCGAUGCCAACGGACCGGGUGCUACAUCCGAAGACGAACAGAAAGGCGGAACUGCAGAAUGGCGAACAGGACGAGGAGCGGGAAGAGCCCGUCAAGGUUCUUGAGACCCAGGCUACAUUCGACGAGUUCGUCGUCUGGGGCCAUGAAAUCAUGCCAGCAGCAGAUGACCCCUUUGUCAAGGGCGUAGAAGAGUGGAUAAAGUUUGCAGAGGCGGUAAUUCUCCCAGAUGUUAUACUAUACCCGUGUGCUGCAGAAGCUGACGUCUGA
This is a messenger RNA of Paecilomyces variotii, 603 nucleotides long. RefSeq names its product putative ribonuclease H2 subunit C. NCBI's taxonomy places the organism in Eukaryota, Fungi, Ascomycota, Eurotiomycetes, Eurotiales, Thermoascaceae. Gene Ontology annotation, cellular component: ribonuclease H2 complex. Gene Ontology annotation, biological process: RNA catabolic process. The transcript has 2 exons. The record is from RefSeq and is a predicted model, not a curated record. Bases 1 to 603 code for a protein of 200 amino acids.